AUGGAGCCGCAGAGCAGACACAGGAUGAUCGACUUGACAUCGGUUUGGUCAAAUGUCAACGCUAAUUGGGCACGGACAGAAGCCAUGAAGGUUGUCAACGACCACACGCAACACCUCAAUCACCUCUUCAGCGGCAUGAUUAGUCCGCCGGUCAUCAGGCUUGCCAAGCAGUUGACAGGAGCUGGGCCUGCAGGUUUCGACAAGGCCUUCUUCCUCAGCACUGGCGGCGGAAGUAACGAGGCUGCUAUUCACCUAGCCAGGUUCUACACCGGGAAGUUGGAGAUAGUUGGAGUGGCGGCUGCAUAG
This is a messenger RNA of Macroventuria anomochaeta, 306 nucleotides long. RefSeq lists its product as uncharacterized. Gene Ontology annotation, cellular component: mitochondrion. Bases 1 to 306 code for a protein of 101 amino acids. NCBI's taxonomy places the organism in Eukaryota, Fungi, Ascomycota, Dothideomycetes, Pleosporales, Didymellaceae. Gene Ontology annotation, molecular function: transaminase activity; pyridoxal phosphate binding. The record is from RefSeq and is a predicted model, not a curated record. The transcript has 2 exons.